Molecule: messenger RNA, 4215 nt
Organism: Microplitis mediator
Lineage: Eukaryota; Metazoa; Arthropoda; Insecta; Hymenoptera; Braconidae
Gene: Nup154
Product: nuclear pore complex protein Nup155
Exons: 3
Coding region: 194-4033 (1279 amino acids)
Biological process (GO): RNA export from nucleus; protein import into nucleus; transcription-dependent tethering of RNA polymerase II gene DNA at nuclear periphery
Cellular component (GO): nuclear pore; nuclear pore inner ring
Molecular function (GO): structural constituent of nuclear pore
Source: RefSeq, a predicted model, not a curated record
ACAAGUAGUGCAGCGAAAAAAAACUAUUAUUUAGCAUUUACUACAACAGUAAUUAUUUAUAAUCGCGUUUAAUUGUACAGUUUUCGACCAAAUGUGUCCAGCGAUUUACAGCUGGUGAAUUGAAUAAAUUAAUUUUUAAAAAUAUUAUUAAAUAGUAGUGGUAAUUAAUUAGAAAAAUAAUUUUCCCGCCGACAUGGAGUCGCUAAAAAUUUAUUCGGACGCGUUAGAAGUAGCGGGAAAGAUGAUUGACAAGCAUGUGAUGAUUGACAACAAUUACCCGUCAUUAAUAAAUUUAAUGAGGUACUCAGUGCAAGGUGGGCCGACAGUCAGCGGCCUCGACGACUACGACUACCCGAAUUUAAGCAACAAUGCGUUGAACAUCAGCAGCCUCAACCAGAUAAAAGUCCACAGCAAAGUCCCGCUUCCGUCAGAAGUUAUGGAGCAUUUCAGUCACAUGCAGUGUCACUGCAUGAUGGGUUUGUUUACUGAAAUAUCAAAGGCCUGGCUGACAAUUGACAGCGACAUCUACGUCUGGUCGUACGAGAAUGAGUCGGACGUCGCGUACUUCGAUGGUCUGAACGAGACGAUCAUCAGUGUGGGUCUGGUUAAGCCGAAGCCUGGAAUUUUUCAGAACUACGUCAAGUAUUUACUGGUGCUGACGACAACUGUCGAGAUCACGGUCCUGGGUGUCACUUUGAUGGACACGAAUGACGGCUCGCAGGGAGAAAUCCAGCUGGUGCCGGAGCCGAUAUUCACGGUGACCACUGACGGGGUCGCUGUCACCACGAUAGCAAACACCAGCAGCGGGAGAAUAUUUCUGGGCGGUCGGAACGGAUGUCUCUAUGAGAUUCACUACCAGGCGGAGAGCAGCUGGUUCGGGAAACGAUGCAAGAAAAUAAAUCACUCGGAAGGGCCUCUGUCGUUCUUGGUGCCCUCUUUUGUGACGGUUGCGCUGUCAGAGGAGGAAGCGAUUGUCCAGAUAAGUGUCGAUGACUCGAGGAAUAUUCUGUACACUCUCGGGGACAAGGGUACCAUCACCGUCUGGGACAUUGACGCUGGCGGAGCUUCGAAAAUAACGUCUCUGUCCCAGUCGUCGCUUGUCCAGAACACUGUCCACGUGGUAAAGACACUUGACAGCAACAAUUUCCGACCGUUGGUCAGUAUUUCAGCGAUCACUGAGUCUGAGUCUGUUCAUGUUAAUUUGGUGGCUGUCGCUGCUACUGGCACGAGGUUUUACUUCACUUGCACAUCAGUCACCAAUCCUGGAACGCGUCCUCAGUGUCUGCAACUGGUCCACGUCCGUCUGCCACCGGGUUACGCAGCAAAUGCUCCAGUGAUGAGACCGAGGAAGGUUCAGAUGGCGCAUUAUAAAAAAGGAACUUUAAUUUUAGUCUGCGGUGGUGAGGUAGAGACCGCUUGGUGUCUCAGUAAUGACGCUUAUCCUUUUACGAACUAUCUAGCUGAGACCCAGAGUAUUUUGCCGUUCGACAGUCCAGCCUGGGCGAUGGCAGAAAUUCCUGGUGAGCCUGCGAUUCAUAUUGACAAGCAGUUGGGUCUCCAAGCGGAUCCACCGCUUUUAGUUCGUCAGCACAUGGAACCUCCGAGAAAAUUCAUCUUUCUCACGGCCCAGGGAGCCGUUAUCCUGGUCCAGCUGCGCCCCGUGGACAUUCUUCGUCAACUGCUGCUUGAACAACGAGGCCCAGACACUGAGCUGGUGCGUGAUUACUUCUUGAGCCAGAAUCCAGAGCAGGCUUGUGCUACUUGUUUAAUUCUAGCGACACUGGAGAGCACCCAGAAUGCUCAGUUGUCCGAGUGGGCGACCAGAGCGUUCUUCUUGUACGGAAGUCAACGCAACGUGAACCAGCACCUGGAUCUCCAUGGAUUCAAUGUCUGUUCAUCAACACCUAGGGUCGGAAACUUUGAUAUCCGUCAUCAGGAGUUUUCAGCAAAGCACGAAGGACUUUAUUUGUACAUCGGAAGAAUUUUGAGACCCAUCUGGAGCAUCAGAUGCAUUAAAAUCGACACCAGCAACUGCAACAAAACGCAAAUCACCAGCAGCAUAUCGUCGAUCCAGGUCGGCUGGAUACUAGGACACCUUCAGGCGCUGAGAGCGUUUUUGAAUAAAAACACCCACAUCUCAAAGCAUCAGAGCACCUCGAGAAACAUCACCGAAGGGUUCGACGGCUCCCUGACUCAGUACCAAGAGCCGAUGGUCGAGGAAAGAAAUUCUCUUGACGCAUUAAAAAUAUUUAUAGCUCACGCUUGUGAAGUCCUCGGUCUCUGGAAGAUCCUCUGCGAGAACCAGCUGCACAACAUCGUCAGCUCCCUCUCUAAGGACCAGAUCAAUCAAUUCUCGACUGCGACCUUCCGCGACUUGAUUCUCAUCGGCCACGAAAUAUCUUCUCUGCUGAUUCUCUAUCUGAUCGACAGCUACUUCGGCGACAACGCAUCAAUCGACACAAUCAGCGCAAAGUUACGGGAAGUAUGUCCCAAUUUGUACAAGAGCGAAGACGCCGUUUGCUCAAAAGCCAAUGAAAUAAUACUUAAAGCCAAAAGCUGCAGCAAUCCUGAGGAAAAAGAAUCGUAUCUCCAAUCAGCCUUAAAAUUGUGCAAAACAGUCGCGCCGAGACUUAAUUUGUCAGCCGUGUGCCAGCAGUUUGUCGCCUGUCACUUCUACGGCGGUGUCCUGGAGCUUUGCCUCUGCUGCACUGAGAAGAGCGACCCCAACAACGCGGCACUCCAUUACUACAAAAAUAACAAACCGCCAGAGGACGUAGAAGGUUUCCUGGCUUACUCCAGACGUCAAGAUAUUUACAAAGAAAUAAACGUCAUGUUGGAUUGUCUCUACAAUCAGAGUAUUUCAAAUCCCUUGACACCGACAGUUCCCAGCAAACCUGGACCGCCAACUUAUAAUUCAACAGCUGCUGUUGCUCCUGCUAAGCAAAUUCUGCACGAAAUAAUUGACGACGCGCUCCACAGUCCCUGCGAAGUUCUCCACGAGUCAGUCUACAACUGGAUGAAAGACAAAUGCAUGGAUGGAGAACUAGUGGCUCUAGCAGCGCCAUCACUCGAAGCCUACUUGAUCCGGAACAACAAUCCCGAGUUGCUCUGGCAGUACUACGAGCGUAAUAAGAACCACGCAGCUGCUGCCCAGAUCUUGGACUCUCUAGCAACCAAACCAGACCCCGAAGUAUCUCUGGCUCAGCGAGUAAAGUAUCUCGCCCGUGCCGUGGUCUGUAUGCGCAGUGACCAAGCCGGCUACGCACCUUACCUCGGCGUAUUUUUACGCGAACUCGAGGACAAGGUCGAGGUUGCGCGGAUCCAGCAGCAAAUACUUACGACGAUAACGAACCAGCAACGCCUGUACGAUCCGAUGACCAUAAAAGACGCAAGGCUGCGUUUGAACUCCUCUCUGCUGGACAUCACCCAACUCUACGAAGACUACGCGGACCCCCUCCAGCUCUGGGAGUGCAAGCUCGCGAUAAUUCACUGCUCCGGCCACCAGGACGCGAUGCUGGUCCAGGGAAUCUGGAGCAACAUAAUCGACAACGAGCUGAAAAACGCCUACGCCCUGUCCCCAGAGGACAAGAUGACCGUGGUGAUGAGCAAGAUAAAAAUCCUCGGACAAGAGUACUCAGGAACUCCCAACUGCUUCCCUCUGGACUUCCUGAUAAAAGAACUGGAGAUUCGCGCCUGCAGGCUGGGAGUCUCCAACACUGAAGUGAUCACCGGGUUCCUGCAGCUCAACGUCGCCGUCGAAGACCUCCUGGACAUCUACGACAAAUUGAACAGCGGAAACAACCGGAUCUGGCUGAACGAAGGCAACGAGUUCCAUCUGAUCGAGUCGACCGCGAACCUCGUUACUUAUUUCACAACAAACACCAACAUCGGCAAUAGUUUCGUGCGCAGAAAAGUCAUUACCAAGUGCCAGGACAUUAUUUCAAAAUGUCUUACCACAUUGUUCAGUAAACCCAACAGCGACGAUCUAAUUUCCAGACUCCGGUCCAUUCAAAGUGUUCUCAAUAGACUUUAAAAUUAAAUUCAAACUUAAACCCAAACUCAAACUUGAUAUUUUUUUUGCUUAUUCUUUAUUUAAAAAAAAAAAAAAAAGAAAUGAACUUGCUGCCGAUAAUUAUUUUAAAAGUGUACAGUUUUUGAUAAAUCAUUUAUUAUUUUAUAUCUGUCGAAUAAAAUUGCUGAUAAUUAAUUUUUAAC